Molecule: messenger RNA, 1471 nt
Organism: Closterium sp. NIES-67
Lineage: Eukaryota; Viridiplantae; Streptophyta; Zygnematophyceae; Desmidiales; Closteriaceae
Source: the annotation of a GenBank genome assembly
GGCGCGACCAGGGCCAAAAUAGCUCCAGAGCGCAGGCAAGCUCUAGUUAUUCCUUCACUUAUUUCGCACGGAAUGCAAUCUGGUGCUACGGAAACGACUUAUGCUACACUGGCAGUGCCUUCCGCAUUUCGUGAAAGUGUUGACGCUCUGUGCUGUGCCUAAAGCUUUAUGCCGGGACUGCAACUGUAUACUGUACAGUGUACUAGCACUUCUACAUAGAUGCGUCUCGGAAGGAGGGUCCCCAUACUUAUAUCCAUGCCACGAGAGCAGUCACCUGCAGCCGUACUAAGAAGAGAUGUCAGAAAACGCCGAACGGCGACGGCGGUCAUUAGUAGAUUAUCGGCGACGGCGGUGAUUAGUAGAUUAUCGGCGAUAGCGGUUAUAGCAACAGUUCCCCACAGGAGCGUUUUCUCGAGUCUCCUACUUCCACUCGCACUGUUGAUUCUCGCCGGUGCCUCUGAAUCUGCGAGAUUGGUCCCACCAGAUUCAAGCGCGCCAAGCUUUGAGACGUCUCAAAACCAGAUUCCCGCUGGUGCUUCUGAAUCCGCGAGAUUUGUCCCACCAGCUACAAGCGCGCCGAGCCUCGCUAGAAAUAUACUACUGCCCAACGAGCCCUUGCCCUCUUCCUCCUCUUCCUCCUCUUCCUCGCUCUCCCCUUCGGCCGAGUCGCACGAUGACGUGGCAGAGUCGUACGAUGGCGUGUUGGUUCCGCGUCGCAUGCUGUUCGCCCCCGGAUGGGUUCUUUGGCGAAUGGCGAACUCCUACAGAUGUAACCCGUCGUCGCUCAAGGGUUACACGUCCAGUCGCAGACUCGGCAACGGUCUCGUGCUGCAUUGGAAAGCCACAACGGGCAAGAGAUUAAGGGUGGCGGUUGUGGCUAAGGCCGGCACAGAGGCCGCAGCAGCCGGGUGGUUCGCAGUGGGGUGGUCGCCCAAGGGGCGCAUGGACGGCAGCAACGUGGUGUCGAUAGAGUCGGACAACAUCCCCAUUGCUUAUGACUUGAGCACCGAUAUGGACGCGACUGAGGCGAGCGCGUGGGGGGUUACCGACGCCUCGGUGACUCGUACGCAGAGGGGCACCAUUCUGAGGUUCACUCGCACCAAGGGCGACGGGUCAUCAGUGGGCAUCAGAACGUGGGAGGGCCUCAACUACAUUGUGUUCGCCUAUGGCAUGGGCAACACCAUCGGCGAGCCCCAGUACAGUAACACGGCCCUGAUCGAUUUCACAUGCGGCUGCGGUUUGCUGCGCUUCCGGUGCUGAAUCCACUCUCCGGUGUCGAGUCGAGUACAUGGCUUAGUUUGUGCUGGUGUACCAUAAACAAGGACCACCUACACUUCUGUAGUGCACCAAUAACAUAAAUGUACAAAUGAAGUUUUCUCGAGUCGCAGAAACCACAACUAUUUUCCCACGGGUAUGUUGUAACUGACCUAGUAUAGAUUGUUCUUGAUAGUACUACCAUGUGAAGAACAGC